UUCCUCCCUUUCUGAUCCUUUAUCCCACUUUCUUUUUCUUCCUCUUCCUUCUCCUUCUUGUCAAAGACAUAGAGGAUUGAGUUAUUAUCACUGAUCCAUACAAAGUCCCUCUCUCAUUUAUUUUCUUUCAUUCCCACCCCCCAUUUCUAUUCCUCGUCUUCGCAUGUGCAACCUUCCUAAUAUGUUUGAUAUGCAUCUUUUUGUUUGUAUGUAUUUUUAGAAAAUGUUAAAUAAAAAAAGAUUUAAAACAAGCCCUGCAAAGGCAGGAAAGCUGAACUGGCUGCUGAGCCCCUUCUGCUUGGCCACGCAGUACCCACGCCUGUAGCCCCUGGAAUCCUAGUGUGGGCUAAGGUGGAGUGGACCCUCUGGCUUGGUCACGGCGCAAUGGGCCACCUGGAAACCAUCCAAAAGAGACCUACCAGCCCGUGCCCUAGGUGCAGCUGCCACCUGCACGUCAGGCACCAGCAGCAAUGGCCAGACCAUCCCUGAUUCUCCAUGCCCUCCCCAUCCCCGCCCCAACAGCAAGGACUCCCUGACAGGACGCUGUGGUAGUGGCUGUCAGGAAGUCGGCUGGGCGGGUGCAUAAGGAUAAAGAUAGACUCUCAGCCCCAUCCCGAUGGCCACGACGUGCUCAUCCCCUGGCAGCUCCUCAGCCCUAUCCUAGUGGCCACAGAGUGGCAUGCAGGCAGCAGCCUUGGGAACCCCGAUUGCCCCUCCUCACACGUGCCCAUCACACGACUUGGGCGACGGGGAGGUGAAGUCAGGUUGUGGCCCCAGCGGCGCCAUGAGGAACGAGAACCUGCGCUCAGCCUCAUCCCUGUGGCUGCAGAGUGCCAAGCGCCAGGUCCUGCACUCUGGGCGCGGGUCAGGAGCAGCUGGCAAGGGCAGCGCAGCCUGUGGGGCCCUUGGGCGUGGCCGGCCGCAGCUCCGGGAAGCCAGGUCAGCCCAUGGGCGCUAGCCGCCACCAGCACAUGGAGCAGGGGUCGCCGAGGAUUGGGAAUCUCCGACCAGGCGGGCGCCUCCAGCCGCGCGGACCCCGGGGCCAGCCCGGCCGCGGCAAGUCAGGCAGUCUGCGGCAGGAGCGCCGGGCAUGGGCUUUGGCCCGGGGUGUAGGAGGCGCGCACCCUCUGGCCGGAUGGGCGGCGCACUCAGGGCCCAGGAGGCCAUCCCAGGGGAGCCCCGCCAGCCCCCGCCGGAGCCCGAGCUGCAGCUGCCACCUGCAAGUGGUGCGCUGGCUGCAGCAGUGGCAACCCCGGAUCCCGUCCUCCCGCCUCACACCCAUCAGCACGGACCCCGGGGGCGACGCAGUGGCGAAGUCGGGCUGUGGGCCCACGGGCGGCACCAGGCGGAGAAGCACCACUCAACCCCAUCCCUGGGCUGCAGAGGGCCCAGCGCGGGGGCCCGGAGCAUCGGGAGCCGGUGGAAGAGGAGAAGAGCGCGCAGGCCACAGUCAAACAGGCCCUGGGGCAGGGCGCGCCUUGCGCUCCAGGGAGCCCCGCCAGCCGGCGGCACCUGAGCAGCAACCGCGGCCUGCACUGGGCGCCGCGAGAGAGCUGCUAGGGCGGUUUCUCCGCCUAGGGCCUGUUGGGCGGGGCCGGCUAAGGUGCACGUGCUCGCUGGUCCUAACCGUUCUGUUGGGCGUUUCUGCUGAGAGGCGGGAGGCGCUGAGAGUAUGUGCAAAGGUCCGUGGACGGACCGCAUUGCUUGUUGUUGCGCUUCGGAGGCGGAGAUCCCCGAAGGCGAGCUGAAAUACGGCUGGAGAGUUCCCAGGAUACAAUUUGCAGCAGACGAGUAUGGAAGACUACCAGCCGGAGUGGUGGCCCACCCUCAGGGAGCGCUUGUGCUCCGACGGCUUCUCAUUUCCCCAAUACCACAUUAAAUCAUCUCAUCUGAGGAGGAUCCACAGAGCUGUCUUCUGUGGUAAUCUGGAGAAACUGAACUACCUUCUGUUCACGUUAUCAUGACGCUGCCUGAGUAGUUGUCGACCUUGUUUUCACAUUAACUGGCUGUUUUGUUGUGGCUGCACUUCUGUUUCAUUACCUUCAUCAGAAUCAUAGCUUGGAGGCUUCAUAGCUCCCUGAUUCAAUUCUGUCCCAUAUUUCAACUUGUGGUAUUUGGCUCUUUUCUGUUUAAGAGCAUACUCCAACAUUCUGAUCAUCCUCACGAGAUCCUUCUUCAAAUUUUCUUGGCCCUUCCUUUCUCCCUGUAGGAAGGCAAUCUGGGCCGUAAUUGUUGAUGAGGUCUUGGAGCCUCCCUUCUGCUCCCAGAAGCUUUUGUUGCUCAUGUCUCCAGCCACAAUAUCCUUGCAGGACAGAGUCUUGGCUGCAGACUGAGCCUGUACCUCACCCGUCUCCCACCGACUCUUGGUACUGGCCACGGCCAUGCUGGGCAGCUCUAUGGAGGCCUGGCGGGCUAGCUUGGGUGUCCUGCCAGUGGUACUUUCACAGCUGGGGAGUGGAGCCUGGGCCUGAGGUCUCCUGUGCGACUCUCCGCACCUGCGCCGGUGCCAUGCGCCUCUCCGCGCCUUUUCUCACCAUGGGGCAGCAUUUCGGGGCCUCUUGAGGGACCCCUAGAUGCUUCUACUCAAAGCCCCCAAAGCCAAGGAGCCUCCACUCCUCCGUCUGCAGCCCCCCCUCCCGGUUCUCGCUACGCAGGGUUCAGUGGCCUUGGGGCUGACGGAGGAGGUUGCGUCUGCCAAGGCCCCUACCAGCGCCUCCCUGGCUCAUCCAGCCCACCUCCCUCCCACGCUGGCUCAAGCAAAGUGCUCUGGUCACCAGGAGCCCUUCCUGACCAGCCCCGGCCCCUUCUUGGCCUUCACCCCACCUGGCCUCCCCUGGAGGCCUAGCCUGGGUGCCGGGCCUGCUGGGUCCAGAGCCCACCCCGCCCUGAACAACCCCGAGCCCAUAUUUUCAAAUAUAAUCAGAUCAUAUACCUUCCUUGCUUAAAAAGGGCGAAACUCCAUCUUAAAAAAAAAAAGCCUCAACAUCUCUCUAUUAAAUAUAGGAUCUAAAGUCAAUCCCAUGGAACAAAUAAUCUUGAAAGGUUUCUAGACUGUCUUUUCGACUCACUUUGCUCUGUUUCAAAAAGGUUCACCAAGUCCCAAGAAAACAGAACAGCUUUCUGCUCAUUGAACCCAGAGAACCCAGUUUUACACUGAAGAUUUUAUUUAUUCUUCUCUCUGAUUGGAAGAAAGCUACUUUCUUUUACUCUUCAAAUAACAAGAUAGUUUUUCAUCCUUCACGUUAGGGCGUCUUUAACCAACUCCAAAUUUCUUUCUGUCUUUCAAACCUUACAGCUUUCAUAACACUUGAAACCAUUUUACUAACCUGCUCUUUAAAAUAGAGACAAUCACUGUUUUCUUUAUUUCUGGGUCUUUAAUAUCUAAAAGAGAUAUAGUAGAUAUGAUAAUAUGGUAGGGGACAAUGUAUAUGUAAUGAGUAUAUGAGUGAAAGAUAUUGUGCUUUAUUAUGAUAUAAGGAAUGGAUAGAUUUUACUAUAUUUUAAGCACAAAAAUGGGUCAGAUUUGGAAUUGUAUUCAACACUGAGGCAACAAUGUAGAAGAUGGCUUUUUAAUACCUAAUAUUCUGAUUUAAUUCACUGUCCGAAUGAAAAAUACCCUUAGAAGGUUUGACUAAAUACGUAAUUUCUUGACCAA
Molecule: messenger RNA, 3655 nt
Organism: Homo sapiens (human)
Lineage: Eukaryota; Metazoa; Chordata; Mammalia; Primates; Hominidae
Source: RefSeq, a predicted model, not a curated record